Bursaphelenchus okinawaensis is the source of this 5884-nucleotide messenger RNA. The record is from the annotation of a GenBank genome assembly. NCBI's taxonomy places the organism in Eukaryota, Metazoa, Nematoda, Chromadorea, Rhabditida, Aphelenchoididae.
AUGCUGGUACCACAGGAAGUAAGGUUUUGUUAGAAGGAAAUGUUUUGGUAGUUGCCAGGGCCGGGCGGGGACUUUUGGUCUGGGUGCGGGGGUCGAAAAAAUCCACAGGGAGGACCACGUUCACCUUUUUUCGAAAAUUUUUUUCUGGGAUGGGGAAGAGGGGGUACCGCCCCGUCCACUCCGCCUCCUCGUGCCCGGCUUUGGCUGUUACUAUUCUAGACAAAAAGCUUAAAAAAAUUCAGUAUCAAUUAUUAUCAGCAUUACUUCCAGGACCUAAUAACCCACUUUCAACAAGAUAUUCAAACCUACUUUCCACAAGCCACAGUACCUAAUCUAACCAAUCGUAUAGUCGUCUACAUUAAUGUCGAUUCCACUUAUGCUCAUACGCUAGCCAAGUUAACCAUUCUAACCUUCGUAUAUUAUGAAACCGUAUCAGUAAUAUGUGUAUUUAUCACACUGACUCGACUAGACAGUAAAAAAUCUACAUUUUCUAAAAUGACCUACAAAUUGCAUCGACAACUUACAGUAGCUCUUGGAGUUCAGUUAAUAACUCCAAUUGUCUUUGUCAUGGUACCAAUAUUGUUAUUGUUUCUAAGUACGUACGAUCUGUUACACAGUACAGUAGGAAGUCAGCAGUUGGUGACUAAUGUGUUUGUACUGUUUAUGGAUUUUUAUGGCACUGCCAAUGCUAUGAUAACUCUGUAUUUCGUGACGCCUUAUCGAAAGUAUAUUAAACUACAGUUUAAAAAAUUGCUAUAUAUGGUAUCUCUUGGUCAUAUUCAAUACACGGAAAAUGUUGUAGUAGUCACGGACAGCAAAUCUAAUUCUUUAUCAGUAUUGGCAUAGAAUUUGAAAUUUUAAAAUUUGUUUGUUGUAUUAUAAAAGAAUAAACUUUAAAACAAUUAUAAUAUCAAACCUAAAAUUCUUUAAAUUGUCAGGUAAGGUGUAAUUACAGUACUCCCUCUAUAUAAGCAAUCCGAAAGGACCGACAUUUUGUGUUUACUAUAAGGGGUGUUGUCUUUACAAAGAGGCUUUUUAGUGCAAAUUGACUUAUCGGGGCCAAAUUUCUUGUUUACUAUAAGAAGAGUUGCUUAUAAAGAUGGUUCACUAUAUAGUGAGACCACCGUAACAAGGAAAGUAUCCGACUUGCCCCGCUCUGAUUGACUUCAAACAUUUUUUUAUAGAAAGAUCAUGUAAAUAUAAGAUCUUCAGCAAAGCACAAAAUCACGCUUUCCAGAAAAUCUCAAAACAAUCGAGAUUAAAAAAUUGCGUUUUGAAUUUUUCCUCUAAAUUGGCAUUGCAUUUCAAGCUUAUAACUUUGCCAUUUUUUACUUUUAAGCAUUUUUCUUUCAUAUAUUAGUAGAAUGUCUUUAAAUAAACCUACAUUUUUAAAUUUGUAAGUGUAGCUUGUCUGGACAGUCGAAAAAGGUGCUUGAAACACAAUGCCAAAUUUGCCAAAUUGGUGGAAAACCGAAAUAAUUCAAAUAUAAAACUCAAAAGCUUGAGCUAAAAUUUCUUAUGGGUACUAUUAGUGGUACAAGGAAUUCGUAUAAAAAUUUUGAGUUGAUUCUGAGCGGAGCAGGUAGGGUACUGUAGUUGGGUCUAGCACUGAAUUUAUCAGAAUCUGUCCCUGUAAGAUUUUGUUCAUAGACUUCUCUUUGAUCACUGUACAAUCAUCUCACGCCUUGGCAUUUACCUAAUCAUCGUAAAAUUAAUCAAAUUGUCCGUAGCCAUUCAGUUGGUCAUUGUACAAUCAACUCGUACAUAGACCGGCUUAAAACAAAGCACGCUGUAAUUAUUUUUCGUACAACGUUAUAUUGUAAACGCCCUUCCGAUGAGUCGCGAGGAAAAGACUUUGUUUCCGCUGUCUUUUGACUCAUUCUUUGUGCUUGCCCACCUUUCUUGGCCCUCCGGGGCCUCUAUUUCUCUUCCCGAAAACAGUCAAUUCGAUCAGUUUUUCAAUUUUGCGCUUAUAUCGCUUUGUUUCUUUUGAGGGGGGGGAGGUGAUUCUUGUUUAUUUGUUUUGGUUUUGAAGCAACAGGGCAAAGUAAAAUAUCAAAAAUUUUUUGAAAGUAUUACUGUAAGCUUUCGUAUUUUACAACAGUGGUUUCUCUAUAUAGUGAAACAUCUGUAUAAGCCGCUCUCCUUAUAGUAAACAAGAAAUUUGGUUCCGCCAAUUCAAUUUGCACUAAAAAGUCUUUCUGUAUAGACAAAACCCCUUAUAGUAAACACAAAAUGUCGCUCUCUUUGUGUUGCUUACAUAAAGAAACAAAAAGAAAUCGACCGGUAAAGUUAGUCCGGGGACUUUUGGCGCAUCCUUUACAUAGAGAGAGCACUGUAUUAACAUUUUUGUAAUGACAACCUGUUAAAAUUGGUACUAUUAGUGCUGUUCUAAAAAUAAAUUUGUAGGCUACUAACUGUUAAGUUUAAGAUUGGCCAUGGAAAACGAAUAAUAUAGAGAAGUGAGGGGUAGAAGAGGUAAGAAGAGAUGAUGAAGGGAUAGUGAAAGAAAAUUGGUACAGUGCAAAGGAUUGGCAUUUUGUGUUUACUAUAAGGGUUGUUGCCUUUAGUGCAAAUUGACUUGGCGGUGCCAAAUUUCUUGUUUACUAUAAGGAGAGUUGCUUAUACAGAUGGUUCACUAUAUAGAGAUGCCACUGUAUAAAGUUUUAAAAUGGGCGUUUUUUUAAAUUGAGCUCAAAAAUGUAUAUUAAAUUGAACUCAAAAAUGUUUAAAUUGAAGUUGUUUGAACAUUUAUAGGGUGCACCAAAGGUUCUGUUACAAAACUUUACCACUAUGUUGCGGUUGAAUUAUUUAAAAUUUUUUAUUUUAGCUUAUUCUCCGCGUUUUUUAAAAUUGUAUUUAUAAUCAUUAGCAAUACCGUUAUCACCAUAAUCAUUUUCAGACCAAUUCUCUGUGCCAUUUUGUAGCCGACUGUACAAAAUGUAUCAGGAAAGAGAAGAAUUUCUGAAAGAAAAGUAUUUGCGUGAAAAGGUGAGUAGUCGAUUAGCAUAUAAAUGCUAUUUCGGUUUAUAAAUCACAUCGUUUAAUGAAUUCUUAUCAAAAAAUCAUUUUUAAAUAGAUUUUUUUUAAAUUUAAAAACGUUUUUUAUUAAAUAUGAUCGAAAAAUAUUUUUUUAAAAACAAAACGUUACAAUGACAAAUCCAAUUGUAGUCUUAUGAUGACGCAAUUUCACCCGCACAUCUUCGUGAAGUCGAGUCACGCUACAACAGGCCAAUCGAGCACUAUCGCACACCGUCCGACCGUGUGGAACGACGUCAACUUUCUCUACCACCACCGCGAAAAGACGUCAACUAUCCUGGCGAACGUCCAACCAACGCCGUGCCGCCUACAUUAUACCCAGCUAGCACCGCACCGCCUACUGUAUACCCAGCAUAUCGUGCUACCGGCAUACCUGACCCAUAUGCUCCACUGUAUGCUCAAGAAUCAGCCCAGAAGAUAUCGCCACGUCAAACUGAAAGUUUUGAUCAAGUUAGGGCUAAGUAUACCAGUAAUGUUGAUGAGAAGACUCCUCAGGCUUAUCAGGAUUCGAAGAAGGUUAGGAACGAUGGGUUCAAACAGUAUCCAGCUUCUACGGAUGUGAAGCUGUUCCGAGAACGGCCAAGGAGUCACAUUGAGCCGAGUACUUACAACACGGAUUACAAAAAUGGUGAUUACUCUAAGGAUUACGGUAGAGAGUAUCCUAGUUUGUUGCACAGUGACAGUAAGCUUCAUGAGCCGAAACAUAUUUAUCGACCGGAGGUUGUGAGUCGGCCAAAGUAUCAUGAUAGGUAUCAUGAGGUGCGUUUUUGUUAAAAAUUUUUAAAAAAUUUUAUUUUUAAUUAAAAAAACUCAUACAUUCUAUUCUGUACCAUACUUUCAGCCAAAUUCAAUAAUAGUUCACAUAUACUGUAAAUAAAAUUAUACUGUAACACUCAUAUUGUAAAAUAUUAUAUCCUGUACCAACACUUCCAGCCAACCCCAAUAAUAGUACACCAUGAAACCCAUUCACCACGACGUCACAUCUCAUCGUUGCCAACAUAUGAAGCCCCACUUAUUCAUCGUCAAAGCUAUCCAUCAACUCAAAUUCAGUCGAUAAAUCCAAACGAGUACUAUCCUAAACGUGUUGGAAGCCCGGUCGAAGUCAUUGGCAAUGCUAAUAUUUUAAACAACCCUGAGGCGUUUGUGAUUCAGAUUCCGUUGAAUAAUUUUGGAAUUGAGUCUAUUAAAGUGAGGUUUUGAAAAUUUUGUUGUACAGUCUCUCUAUAUAGUGAACCAUCUAAGCAACUCUCCUUAUAGUAAACAAGAUGUUUGGCUCCGUCAGGUCAAUUUGCACUAAAAAGUCUCUGUAAAGACAACACCCCUUAUAGAAAACACAAAAUAGCAGUCCUUUCGUGUUGCUUAUAUAGAGAGAGGCAUGUUUUAGGUUGAGUCAAAAGUAGCGGGACAAUUUUCAUUUACUUUUCAUCAAAAAACUGUCCCGCUACUUUUGGUUCAACUUAAAGGACCAGUUCGCCCAUUGAAAUAUCAUUGGCAUUCUGUCGCAAAAAUUCGACGUUCAUUUUUUUCGCAAAAAAACCUGAGCAGGUCGGUCCCAAAUUGGAAAAUUAAUUUCGACACCGACCCACUCACGUUUUUUGAGAAAAAUGAUUUUGAUUGAAAUUGCCUGAUUUUCGACGCUUUUUGCGACAGAAUGCCAAUGAUAUUUCAAUGGGCGAACUGGUCCUUUAAUGAUUAUCUACCUUUUCUCUUUCUUGCGUCAGGCAAUUUUUUUUUCAAUUUUUUUAAAUUUAAAAUUAAUUUCAAAAUUAAAAACUUUUUUUAUUUAAAAUUAAUUUAAAAACUUCAAAAAAUGUUUUAUUUUGCCCUACUUCCUCUUUGAGGCUCUGCUUAACUAGGUUGUUCACUUAGUUCUGCGCCCCUUCUUAAAGCAAAUUGUUUACAUAAUUUUGCGUCACGUGGGAUACGGGGCGCAAAAGUAUGUAAACAACCUAAUAUAUUAGAUUAAAUUUAAAUUAAAAAAUUUUUAGCUAACCAGAAAAGGCCAUUCAAUAACGGUAAAGGGUACAAAUGUAAAAGAAGACAACAAAUCUGGACAGUUGGUCAAAAGAACGUUCUCAAGAACUUAUACUAUUCCUCAAGACUGCAUUCUUCAAACAGUCAGAGCAGGUUAUAACCAAAAAACUGGGGAUUUACUUAUUAAAGUAAGUUUUUUAGCAAAAGUGGAUGAAAUAUUUUUUCACCCAUAGCUCAAACAUAAGCUAAAAUAUUUUUCAUCCAUAGCUCAAAAAUAAAUAAAAACAAAAAUUUUUCAAAUUUAAAUUUUCAGGGAAACCGCCUCUCAAACGGUGACUCAGAAACCCCAGUACCGAUAGAAGUGUUAGAAGAGACUGACGAAGAAGUGAUCAGUCGUGAUUCCGCUCAUUCUAGCCUCAAGCCAACACGCAAGGCUUCACACGAGCCAAAGUUAGUCAAUGAACUUUCAAGAACUCGUGAGCUAUCUCCAAAAUCUAACAGAUCUACAAGUUCAAACGAAUCCAAAAAAUCAGCCAAGCAUUCAGAAAAGUCAAAAACUUCAGAAAAUCGACAGAAAAAUCGACCAAAGUUAACUGAUUAUUCUGAAAGAAAGCUAUCAGAAGCUCAUGAUAAUCAUGAAAAAUCUGAAGUUUCGACGCCAAAAGCUGGACUGAAACAUCAAAGUUCGACUGAAACCCUGCCUAGAUGGCCUAAAACUGAGUCGAUUGUGAUUUUACCGGAUCAAGAAAGCUUGAGUCCAACUAGAGGUCCACCUAUUGUUCAUGAAGAUAGGAUUCUAAGAAGAAACUCCGAAUUACAUGAAUCGUUGUACGAUAGACAUGGUGAUGUUGCUGGUAGCCAUUUGAUAUAG